Molecule: messenger RNA, 12229 nt
Organism: Zonotrichia albicollis (white-throated sparrow)
Lineage: Eukaryota; Metazoa; Chordata; Aves; Passeriformes; Passerellidae
Gene: BMPR1B
Product: bone morphogenetic protein receptor type 1B
Biological process (GO): protein phosphorylation; cellular response to growth factor stimulus; cell surface receptor protein serine/threonine kinase signaling pathway
Cellular component (GO): signaling receptor complex; plasma membrane
Molecular function (GO): transmembrane receptor protein serine/threonine kinase activity; ATP binding
Source: RefSeq, a predicted model, not a curated record
GGGCGAGAGAGGAGGGGAGAGAGCCCCAAGGCACCCCGAUCCCGAGCGGAGCGGCUGCGAGCCGGGCGGGAACGGGGAGUGCGCGGGAGGCAGGAGGGGCAGAGGCGGCGGCAGCAGCAGCCCCGGCAGAGGAGGAGGCAGAGGAGGCAGCCCCGCGGAGCCUUCGCAGGCGGUGAGGACGGGUGGAGUUCAUUUCUUUUGUUCCUGAGAGCUGAAUAGGAGAAAGGGACAUUUCAGCUUUUCUUGAUAAAGAUUAUAUUAUCUUACUUAAACUGUGAGGCAAGAAUACUUCUUGAAAAUUAAGAGUUUGACAGCUCUAAGGCACCACCAGUACCUGUGGAAAAGGGCUUUAAUCCUACACUGCAUCCUCAGCGUGGGUUUGGAGUGAUUUCGCGCAAGGUCGUUCACCUCCUCUGUGCUGCUGUGGGUCGGACAGCUUGUCAUUGAGCAAAACAUCGAGUAGCAGCCAGUUUUCUAGACAACAUGGCCUUGCGAAGUUCUGGCAAGCUGAGCAUGGAGACCAGAAAAGACAGUGAGAGCACGGCCCCUGCUCCUCCCCAGAAGAAACUGUCCUGCCAGUGCCACCACCACUGCCCUGAGGACUCGGUCAACAACACCUGCAGCACUGAUGGCUACUGCUUCACCAUAAUAGAAGAGGAUGAGUCCGGUGGACAUUUAGUCACCAAGGGAUGUCUUGGAUUGGAGGGCUCUGACUUCCAGUGUCGGGACACUCCUAUUCCACACCAAAGAAGAUCUAUUGAAUGUUGUACAGGCCAGGAUUACUGUAACAGGCACCUUCACCCUACACUGCCACCACUGAAGAAUCGAGACUUUGCUGAAGGAAACAUUCACCACAAGGCCCUGCUGAUCUCAGUGACUGUUUGCAGCAUCCUUCUGGUGCUUAUCAUCAUAUUCUGCUACUUCAGAUACAAGCGCCAGGAGACGAGACCCCACUACAGCAUCGGGCUGGAGCAGGAUGAGACCUACAUUCCCCCCGGAGAGUCCCUGAAGGAUUUGAUCGAGCAGUCCCAGAGCUCAGGCAGCGGAUCCGGGCUCCCUCUCCUGGUUCAAAGGACCAUUGCAAAACAGAUUCAAAUGGUGAAGCAGAUUGGAAAAGGUCGCUAUGGAGAAGUCUGGAUGGGAAAGUGGCGUGGCGAAAAGGUAGCAGUGAAAGUGUUCUUUACCACAGAGGAGGCCAGCUGGUUCAGAGAAACAGAAAUCUACCAGACUGUCCUCAUGAGGCAUGAAAAUAUUCUUGGAUUCAUUGCUGCAGAUAUUAAAGGUACAGGAUCUUGGACCCAGCUGUAUCUUAUCACUGACUACCAUGAGAACGGCUCACUUUAUGAUUACCUAAAAUCCACCACCUUGGACACAAAAGCCAUGCUGAAACUGGCUUACUCCUCUGUCAGUGGCUUGUGCCACCUGCACACUGAGAUCUUCAGCACUCAGGGCAAGCCUGCCAUUGCCCACCGUGACCUAAAGAGUAAGAACAUCCUGGUGAAAAAGAAUGGCACCUGCUGUAUAGCAGAUUUGGGCUUGGCUGUUAAAUUUAUCAGUGACACAAAUGAGGUAGACAUCCCUCCAAACACCCGUGUAGGAACAAAACGUUAUAUGCCUCCCGAGGUGCUGGAUGAAAGCUUGAAUAGAAAUCACUUUCAGUCCUACAUCAUGGCUGAUAUGUACAGUUUUGGACUCAUCCUUUGGGAGAUAGCAAGGAGAUGUGUUUCAGGAGGAAUAGUUGAGGAGUACCAGCUUCCAUACCACGACCUGGUGCCCAGUGACCCCUCGUACGAGGACAUGCGGGAGAUCGUGUGCAUCAAGAGACUGCGCCCUUCGUUCCCCAACAGAUGGAGCAGUGAUGAGUGCCUGCGGCAGAUGGGGAAGCUGAUGAUGGAGUGCUGGGCUCACAGCCCUGCCUCCCGCCUCACCGCCCUGCGCGUCAAGAAAACACUUGCCAAAAUGUCAGAGUCCCAGGACAUUAAACUCUGACUCUGCCAGAGGCCCCUGGAAAUGGACUUUCUUGUGGAGGCAGAAGUCCUGAAGAUGUAUCAAAAGUCUUUGCUAAUGGAGGAGUCACGCUGAAGAGCAGCCGUGAGUUUUUGAGGAGACUAUCCAUUGAAAAAUCCACCUGAAUUUUGACAUGCAAGAUGGAAGAGGCUUGUCUGCCCUUGUUUACAUGGGGAAAUACAGUUUUAGUAACUGGUUUAAGAUUAUGCAUGUUGCUUUCCAUGAAAGCCACUUCUUAUUUUAUUAUUAUUAUUAUUGUUAUUUUUAUUAUUUUGAUUGUUUAAAAAAAUACUGCUUUAAAUUUUAUGAAAAUAAAACUUUUGGGUUAGAAGUAAAAAAGAUGUAUAUUGUUACAUUAAAAAAAAAUUGGAGGAAACUGCUGAAAAUGAAAGUAAAUCAACUUUUUCAUUUCCAAAAAGACUAUUGCACUCCAGCCUUAAAAAAAACAAAAAGGUGAGUGGAUCUGUGUAGCUCAGAGGAGCUCUAAUGGAGCCUGCCUUAAAAGCCACCUAUUUGUGGAGAUAACUUUCCGAACCCUGUGUGUGCAAGUGAUUCUCAGAGUACAGAGAUGGAGCCCAAUUGCAUCCCUGCCAUCCCAGCUGGUGUGGGUGGCCUGAUUCCUGUGGGUGGCCUGUCCCAGGAAGGUUAUGCUUUGUUUAAGGUACUUGGGAGCUGUAUGAAUAUGGUUUGGUGUGACUUUUUUAAAGAAGAUCUUCAUGUUUCAAGGAAACCUGGUGGGAAUAGUACCACAGUGAUAAACAAGUGCCCUUUUUCUUGGCUUUUUUUCCCCUUCCUUUUCACCCACUGCAAAAUAAAAUAUUUUGUGUGCAAGUGGAAAUAAGGUACACAUUUGAAUCUGCUGUGCAAUUUGAAACUUCUAGGACCCACAAACAACCACUGUUCAAGAGGAAAUUCCUUGUGAGAAGGAAUUAUUGCUCUUUCAUUUGUGUAAAUGUGAGGGGUCCACCUACAAGCACAGCUGAGAAAAAAAAUCUGUGUUCUAUUUUUUAAGGGAAAGUGAAAAACCUCAAAAGUGCCCAUUUCUGGGGUGGCAAUCAUAUUUUUUUGAGUGUGAGGAGACUGGUGCCUUGAGGCUGUAGUAGGGAAUGACAGGGAGGAAGGGUGGGACACAUUGGGUGGGUGGUGAGAGCUGGGAGCCGUGGGCAGCAGUGGGUACCAGCCUCCAGCACUCCUGCUGCAGUGAGACACCACAAACUGAACUGUUGGCUCCAGCUUUAUCUGCACUAUUGUUUUGUGUGCCCUUCCAGCAGCCUCCACACCUCUGGCAGCUGCUGCACAGCAGUGCCAGGCUCUGCUGCCGGGCUGGGGCUGUGUAGCAAUGUGGUUCCCAGCAAGAGGAGCUGUCAGGGGAAAAGGGCAGUGGGAAACGUAUUUUCUGUCUUCCCCUGUUCCUCCUUCCUGGGUCUGCAGUGGUUGUAGCAAUGCUAAUGCUACAGAAGGGGAAAUGAGAGGUGAAAUAUACCCUGGGAAGCGUUUUCUUUGGAAAGGUUCUGUUCUUCAUCAGAUUACCAAAGCUGAGCUGCAUGGGAGUUACUGGUUUACCCUUUUUUACCCUUCAUUUGUUUUUUAAAAAUUUCCUGCCUGCCUAUGUUGUUUUACUAGAUGGUGUUCAGCUUAAUUUUUAAAUAAGUCCUUACAAAUGCUGCUUUGAUUAUGCUAAGCCUAUUUCAGAACUGAAAUAAUUGCCAUGCAGGAUUUAGCCUCAGCACUUCUGUAAUGUUUCUUUCUCUUUUUUUUUCCCUUUUUGGACAAAACUGAUUUAUUUGUGGUAGGUAGGUGUAUAAUUGGGGUUUAGCUUAACAGCUCCCUGAAGGUAUUUCUAGCUGGAAAAAUUACCAUUUUAUACUUUCAAGCUAACAGAGAAAAAUGCGCAGUUCAAGAGAACCAGCAAGACCUCCAUGAUGAUAGGUGUUAAAAAGCUUAAUCAGAAGUUUUUUGUUCAUUAGAAUGCUUUUUCUGCAGUGCAGUUUCCCUGCCUGUACCCAAAUUUACCAAGCAAUACAAAAAGAAAAUCUCUGAGAGUUAAUAAUACACCAAAUCCUGACCCCAGGAGGGGCAAGGAUGGUUUCCCCAUCCUUAAAAACUGGUUGUGAGGCUGAGAGCAGAGUUUGCUCCUUGGCCACCUUGACCUUGAGAUUUGUGGGCUAAAUUGGGGACAGCCCAGCCUCUCUUCACCUUUUUGUCUUAGUGAAUGGAACCAUGGCUUUCCAGUCUCAUUUCUUCCCACAGAAGCCAGCACAACCUGUGGAUCUGAGAGUUCUCAGCUCCAAAGAAGGGCACAGGACUUGCAGGUGCCAGCUCGCACAGCAGGGAUGCUUCUGUCCUCCCUGUUUAGGUCUGUUUCACCUCUUCCCUCCUAAAAUAUAUAUAUUUUUUAAUAAAUUAGCAGGGCUCUCUCCCCAGGAGUGUUUAGGAGGGUGCUUUGCCAGCUGGCAGCACGAGGCAUGCAGUGAAUGCCCCUGGCACCUGCUGUCAGCAUGCUGCAAGAGAAAGGGCCAGUCAUUGGUUUCCUGAGCAAAUCUUACCUUUUUUUCUUGGUCCAGAAGAAAAGGGUCUAAGAUACUGGUUGACAGAUCACAUAAAGUGUGUAUGUUAAAUGUUCAAGUUUAUGUGUUUUUAUAUAUAUAUAAAUAUAUAUAUAUAUAUAUAUUCAGUUGCGAAUCUGGAAUAGCUCCAGUAUGUGGAUUAAGAGUAAACUAUUAUGGAUGAAAAAGCACUAAAUAAAACAUAAUAUUUAUUUAUGAAAAUGCAUAAAAGACAAAUCACUGCAACGGUGCUGUAUAGGAAAAUAGAUAAAUAUAUAUAUAUAUAAAUGAGGAGACACAUACUGAGAAAGCAAACAGUCUGCGGUUGUGUAACUAGUGCCUGCCUAUUUUCUCCCAAGAUCAGAUUUUGCCCUCAAAUCUAUCCACUGUAAUCUAUUGUGAAGGGCUAUUCCUAAGGCCAAAAAACAGCCUGAGGCAAGUGUGGAGGUCUUUUUUCCAGCACUGUGACAUUGGAGUCAGGAUGCCUGCAUGGGUGACUUCCUGCAGUGCUCAGUGUAUCAUUAUUAAGGUUCAGCACCUGCAGUGACUGCAGGUUAGUGUGUUUAUUUUGCCAGGUGUGGCCUGUUAAUGUCACUUCCAUAUUUUGGUAGUUUCAAAGGGCACGUUGAUGAGGGCUUGGAAGUCACUGGUAAAGAUAAUUGUGGCUUAGGUGCCCUAGGGUCUAGAAAUCCACUUUUCAAAUGUAAAUCAUUCAAGGAAGUGUAGUUUAGUUUCUUCCUGGCAUAGGUGAGAUGGCAUUUGAAAGUGGGAGAAGAAAAAAAAAGAGAGAUUCCAUCUAGCAACUGCUAUCCUUUCUCUAGCACAAAGUUAUUUCUAUUAAAGAAAAGGUUGUCAAUGUAGAGACUAAGAAACUAAUUUGUGUUCUUUUUUGAGAACCAGUGCCUUAUUAAUCCUGUAAAUACUGUAAUUAGAACACCUGGGGAACAAACUGUGUUAUGUUGUAUUUGUUCAAAUUGUAUAUGGUUGUUCUAACAUUCCCUCCCAAUAAAAUUGCUUCCAUCUCCCCAUGACAGAGAUUGCUAUUUCCUUUUCAUGUGCUUGAAAAGCACCAUCUUUUUGUUUUAUUUUUCUGGAAAGAUUAUUUUGACUGUGCCUCAUUUUAUUUAUUUUAUUUUUAUAAGAUUUUUUCAUCUGAACAAACAAGUAAACAGCAAUAUGUUGCAUAUGUUUCCACUGGCAUAAAAAAGCAUCACUCCUUUCACAAGUCAGUGAAGAGAAAAAUAGUAAUUAAAAUAGUGUUAUCACUAAUAGAGCAGUUGCUUGUGUUUUGUGGCUGAUUAUGUAAAUCUGUCGGAACUCUGCAUUAGCAUAAUAUUUUUUUAGAUACCCCCCUUCAUUCUGCCACAUCUUUAUGAGUAUUUCUGACUCCUAUUUUUAAUAGCACAAGAGGAACAGGAGUCAUCUCUGCACAGACUGAAGCAAUAAUUCCCAGCUCCAUGUAUCAGGUGAAAAAAUUUCAGCCUAAAAUCUCCAGCAUCAGCUGAAAGUGGCAUUGCUUAAUGCUGAGACAUGGAGUGUGUACUUCUGCAUCCAGUGAGGCAUUUCUGGGAAUUUGUCCCUAAAGCAGGAGCACUAUUCUCAUUCUGCAGUGCUGUGCUGCAAAUGCACCUCAGUGUUUCCUAAUGUUUAAAUGCCUUGCUGGUUAUUUCCAGAGAAGUGUGUAAAUAAUGGCAAUUUUCCCUUCAGCUGCACAGCCCCUGCAGCCCUCCUGCUUUGCCCCAGACUGUCUGUGCUCAGUGGCAUUGCGGUUAUUCCCCAGCAGCAUUUCUACAGCCCCCUUGACCUGGCCACAUUGAGGUGACCAAGCCCUGUGCUGGCUGCCCAUUGCCCCUGGCAUGCCACUGAAUCCACAGUUCUUAUGUACAGAAACAUUUCUUCUGAGGAGAUUUUCUUUUUUUAAAAAAGAAACUAAAUAAAAGACUCCACUUCCAAGCUUCCAGGAACUAAACAAUUGAACAAAAGGUGUAUUUUUUUUUCCAGUUGCUUAUAAAUAUAAUUUAUUACCUGUUUAAAAAUUCUUUCUUACACUUUGUACAUGUCAGGCUGACAGAAUAAAUGCAGGCAUUUACAAACAGAGGGAAGGAGAAAAAAGGGAGGGGGGUAAGAGGCACACUCAGAACUAGUAAACCACACCUCCACUGUACAGCAAUACAAAUAAUGCAAUGGCUAGCACUUCUCCUGUAGUAAGUCAGUCUUUAGAAAAGGAAUUGCAUAGAAGAUACAGCAAUAGGGAAAUCAAAACCAAAAGAGUUCUCCAGAUCUGAAUAGCAAAGAAAACAAAUCCCACGAACCCCGGUAGAGCUGUGACAUGGGAAGAGAAGGGAGAAAUGUGAUACACCUGGGUCACACAGAUGUUUCUUUUCCUACGGGCCCUCCUUUACUUUGGAAAAGUACUGAAGGUACCCUCUUUGAUUUUAUUUUUUUUUUCUUUAACAAUAACAGAACAUGUGUUAGCAAAAAGAGUCUGCCACGCAGAUGUGUGAAAACAGCGAUGCCACAACUCCACUGUCUCAGCUGUGUCACACACCGCGGGUUAUUGGCUCUCGGCUCGGAUGUUUUUGCAAGGUACCUUGAAAAAUCUGCAGGGAGAAGAGUGUUUUGCCUCUUCUUCCUAAUUUUGUUUACUUUCCAGACCAAUUUUGCUUUUUGUUUGUAUUGUGCUAGCUCCCAAAUUUACUGGCAAGUGGUAGUCAGAGCCAGCUGGCAGCAGCCAAAGAAGCUCUGGGGCCCGUGCAAGCUUUUCUCAUCUCAGGGCUCUUGUCCCAUCACCCUCCCAAUGACAUCCCACUUCCUCACAGGCAUCCCAAAGCUACUCUCUUGCCAUGACAUGGGAUGCUUUGGGAGCAGAGGGCAGGCCCAGGAUGCAGCACACAUAGAAAUUAAUCUCUUUGUCAGCAGUUGAGGAGACUGAGCCACUAAUAAAUACAUUUAACCAGCACCACAGAAAACAUGAAAUACCUAUUUGGGAUAGAGGUUUGUGGGAAUUCUGGAUUAUCAUUGCUUUUUUUUUGUACAGACUCAAAGGACUUCCAGAUAAAGGAUUUUCAGAUUUCAGGGAGCAGGGAUCAAUUUUAAAGGACAAAUAAGUAAAUAAACUAAAUGCUCCUAUUCAAGCAAGGAGCCUGACCUACCAAACUUGUGGCUUGAAUUUAAGUCCAAUUCCAGUUACUUGCCAGUUUUUACUCUGUUGGCUUUUGACAUACUGCCUAUUUGACCUUGCAGUGAUGAUACAGCACUGAAUUUUUACCUUUACCUUCCCAUUCAGAGGAUGCCCAUACCUAGCAUGAGUGCUAAAAGUCUCCAGCAGGUAGUGUCCUUUGUUUUCUCCUCGUUGCCUGUAUGUACACACACACUUACUUUGCCUUUCUGUCCCACUUCAAAGGAUGUCUGAGAUACGUACUUCAGCAUUUAAAAAUCUGCAGUGCAGCUCAUUUAUGGACUCAAGGUUUCACACACAAGCUAGGAAUGGAUUGCAGUGGUGACCCCAAAGUCAGUAACUCACUGGAGUCCUUGUGGGAAAAGGGACAAAGGUUUGGUUUUCAUUCACAAACCACUCAUGUCUUUGCACCACCUGAUACUGACCAAGCCAGCCUGCAAACACUGAGUUACUUCAUGGCCAGGUGAGAGCCAGACUAAUACCUGAAAAGACUUCUGAACACUCAGUAAGAUUGUUUACAAAGUGCCCUGAAAACAAGAUUAAAAAAAACCCAAGCCAACCUCAACAAAAUUAUUGUGUUUAAAAUGAACCUCAGAGCUGUGGUAACUACUUGGCAGAGCAUACAAGGGUCUAAGGGCCCACCCACCCCUCCCUUCCCAAUGCCCCCUGCCCCCAAAAGAAGAAAAGGAGAACCAAAAAGAAGCUAUUGUAGGUAGCAAUACAAGACAUUAGGACACUGUCCACAAUGACAGGCUUACAGCAUGUAAAUACAUUUAUUCUAUAUGUAAGCAACUGAAAUAGCAGGAAACCCAGGGAAUGGACAUGUUUGGCUCUGUGGGUAUUGCAGACUCCAACAUGUCUCGUGAGUGUCUGCAUUUCUGCCAGCGAGACAGAAAAAAGUCUUGGUCUCCCAAAUUAAGCAAAUCUUGACUGGAGACACUUUGACUGCUGCAAAAUUUUCAAUAUCCACUGGAACAGCACUUAGAUCUUGCACUGUUUAGCAAGACACAGUGGAGCAGUUGUGAUCAUAAAUUUUGGAAAAAAAAACCAACCCAACCAAACCCCAAACUUACCCUAUACACUGACAGUCACCUUUACAAGAACACAACACAAGAAGAACUGAAGAAAAAAAAAGGUGAAAAGGAUUGCCUCCAAUAAAUGUUUCUUACUCGGAAAUUAAAGGUUUUCCUUGAAGUCAGUAGAUAUUUUAUAUAUAUUUAUAUAAUAUAUAUACUAUUUAUAGCACUAGCAAUCAACAUGUAAUGAAGAGAUGGUGUGAAGAGCAGCAAAACUGCUGCAGUACAGAGCCAAAGGUGAACAACUAAAAGGAAGAGCAUUUUUAAAAAUAGCAAUAACUGGAGGAUAAGAAGCCUGCAGCCUUUUUUUGUUUGCUUUUUUCUCUUAAAGAAGAUGUGCUCACCUGAAAUAACAUCUUACAACAACUUGUAAGAGUCAGCUCUGCCUGCCAAGCUCCUUUGCCACAGGGAGCUUUUUUCCGUGUGACGUUGCUGUGGCGGCAGCGACGUGGUGGAGCUGGGGCUCAGCCCCACGAGAUGGCACUGUGUCCAUGCAAUCCAGGCAGAGGAACUGCUGCUGGGUUUUCUCCCACCAAAAACAAUAUCCUGAACCCAUCUGGCUGCCCUUGCUUCCCACCUGCUCUCCUUGAGGCAGCAGGAUGGGGAUGCUGCUGUGAAUGCCACCAGCCAGAGCCCUCUCCCACAGUGCACAGUGCCACUGCCACUCCCCCAGAGAAAAAGAAAAAUCUGAGCAAAAUUAAUGCAGGGAAGUGUGAGGUGAGCUGGGAGCUGCUGUUAGCAGCAGUGGCAAAGAAUGGGUGCAGAGCUGCUGGGAUGAGCUGUGGCUCUGUGGAGGAACCUUCCCCUGCUCUCCCUGCCCUGUCAGGGCUGAGGCAGCCCAAAGGGCUGUGCUGGGAGCCUGCCAAGCCUAUGGAGCUGCUGCUGGAGAAACCACCCAGCCUAUGACUGCAGCAGGGCAUGGCAGGUGGUUUCUGAGCAGCUGGGGGAAGAACAGCAGCUUCACCACCCAGUGGCAGUCAUGCUGCUGCCCAAGUCAUGUUCAGUGAUGAAGGGUUACAUUCCUGACCUCCAGCCACUCUCAAUCAGAGUGUGCAUUUUUCUUCACAAUAAAUCCUCUUUAUUGUGAUGCUGUAAAAGGAAAACGCCCCAAAACACUGAGGAAGUUGUUCAUCUGCAAGUUGUUUCUCUUGCAGAAGGCAUCAGAACACAGGUCAGAGGGCUGGCCAAAGGAGCAUGAACUCAUAGCAGUACAGAAAAAUAGGAGAGACUUUGUGGCCCAGAUCCUGGUGAGAAGGGUGCACAUGCUGCCCACCUAGAAAAAAUGAGAGCUGGGGAGCAACAGUGAGCCUGGGGAUCAACCAACACAGACUGAGCUGAAAAGGCCAAAGGGUUUAAGGACAGUUCAGCUCCUGCACCUGCCUUGGAAGAGAAGUCAAGGAAGGACACACAGGAAAGGUGAAGAAGCACAAAAUAAACACAACUGAUUGCACCUAAAGAUGGCAUGGGAAGGACAAAAGCUGAGACCUACCUUUAAGAGCCAUUUUAGCCCUCUGAGGUAAGUCAAAGGUGUGGAGAAAAGGCAGAGCUAAAAGCCUCAGUCCAACUCUCCAAAAGUUGAAAGCAAAAUUUCCAUUAGCAUUGCAGUGGGCUGCACCAGAUGCCCAAGGUGAAAAAGAAGAUGGCUGUUCAUUGAGAGGAUGCCCAUGGUAUCUCCACAUUAAGAGAAGGCGGGGCUUACAUGAGCAAAAUGCACACAGAUGUUGAAAGCUACAAUGUCCUCUGGUCUCCAGUUUUGACUGAAAUGCUGGUUUGCAAACUGCCUGGUUACCUCUUACAAGGAAGAGAACUUUUUUGUGCUGGCUGUCUGGUGGUAAAUCAAAACCUAACUCACUGGUCAGGGAACUAUAAGCAAAAAGUGACAAGGCUGUGGAAAUGUCAAAUGGAAAAAAAGGUCAGAUGAAAUUUUCUUUUCAUUUUGACCGAUGACAUUUUCAGUUACCUUCAAAGGUGCAAUCUGGAAAGCCUUGGGGAAAGCAAAACUAAAAGCACAAAAGAGAACAAGCUAACUUCAGUCUCGGGAAGCAUAUGGAAUGGUAAUGCAUACGUGGGGAGGGGAAUGCAUGUGUGCACAACAGCAAUAACCAGGGCCUGGCUGGGAACCUGGAGUGGACAGGUUGGGGCAGACAAGCCUUUCUGUGCCAGACAUAAAUGACAGCCCAGUCAGGUGGUAAAACUACUGCAAUCCUAUGUGCUGUCAUGUACCAAAGCCACAAUUUUCAGUGAACAGAAAAAAUAUGUUUGCAGUGACAACCAUUUUUGGUUUGCUCCUUUUGCAAAGCUCCUAUCUCACCUGUUUUGUGAGGGCUGUAGAGGGACAAGUGUUCCCUGGCCAGCCACUGAGGACUGCACUGCCCUGCCCAGGCAGCGGUGGUGGCAGGAGCAGCAAAGGCAGCAAACUGCAGCACACAGGAUCUCAACUUCACCGCUCCCCUGCCCUGCACUGCCCCAUGGAACACAGGCUUCCCUGGCUGCAGCAGUGCCUGGGAAUGUCCAUGGAGAUCUGCCAAGUGCAUCUCACAUAGAAGUGACCCAGCAGAGGGCUGGGCUGGCAGCAGCCCUGGCACAGCAAGCAUUGCUGGAGCUGGUGGGUUUCAGUGAGACCUGCAGAGCUGUGGGGAACUGCUGGCUCUUAGAAUGCUACAAAACAAAGCAAAAAUUAUGGAGGGCCACCUUGGAUGCAUAAAUCAGGUGGAGGAUGUCAGUGCCUCCACAUGCUUGCACAAUCUCUGGUACACAGCCACCUCAGGACAGCUUCUUGGAGCAACCUGUCACACCAGGGUCACACACUUGGUGGGUGAAGACAAGCAGAGUGACACCAGUUCAUGCUGCCUUGGCACUGGCCGUGGAGCACAGCAAUGCUAACAAGAGGUGAGCAGCCUCUGUGGGCUGGCAGAGGACUCUGGAGGAGGAGUACGAUGACAAAUGGAAGGACAGACAGCAUAGAGAGGGACACGUCUUAAAAAGACCUUCAGGGAGGGGACAACAGGUUCCAUAAAACCAGAAAUUAUUCAUUCUGCUGCUGACAAUAUUAGAAAUAAAGUAAUAAUGGCAAUAAUAAUAGUCAUUAUAAUCCUUGCACUAGAUACUAAUCAGUAAAUAACUAUCCUAGCAACUUCUCUUUUUCAUUUUUUUCUGGGUUUCUCCCCCUCCCCUCCAAUUGCAUAUUUGGCCCCUCAUAUAGCAAAGGGGUGGAAAGGGUGUGAAUUGAAAAUUAACUCAGAUCCUUCAUUCCCCACUGUCUUAGAGCUAUUCUCCACAAAAGGCUCAGUGGGACUGUCUUGGGGAAGAAAGGGAACAUUUAGUGUGUUCCUGCUUAUCAGCCAGAGUACCUGCUUUCCAGAUGCACACCCUGAUUUUCUUGGUUUGUUUUUUUUUUUUUUUUUACAAGUAGGUCUAGGAAA